AGGCUGCUAUUGCAAAAAGGAAACCAACAUUGAUUGCAGAACUCAAAGCUGUAUUUGUUGCAAAUGGGCAAAACUAUCUCAGGAAAUAUGCCAGGAAAUGGUUUCAAAAUACAAAACAAAACUGCCAGCUGUAAAGGAAGCAAAGGGUGGGUGUACAUAAUAUAAUAUGUGUGUGAUUUCUAUAAAUUCAUUGCUUUUUUAUUUUCAGAAAUUGCCUAAUUUAGUCAUGUGACCAUCGAUAAAAUGAACUGUUUUUAACCAGCUCUUCCACACGCAUUACAUAUUACUUAUAUAACAAUUUACACUUUGCAUACUGUAAAGUAGUUCUAACACGUAUUUUCCUGGCAUUAGUACAUUGAACUUAAUUCAAAACACGUGGUUUUCUCUGAGCUGGAGAGUUUACAGAGAAACGAAACUCAGCAUUCACUCUUUCAAAAUAGUCUCUGUCUCCUCACAGUAACUACUGUACAACCAGCACAUACCAAUGGUAAAAGUAUUCCUCCUCUCCUUCAGCUCUGACGUUUGGGACGUGGCUUGUGCUGUAGGAAAUUGUCGACUCAACUCAGCACAAGUUAAACUUUCCUUAUUAAAAACAUAAAAAAUCGCAGCGCAGAAGAGACGUUUAACGGUAUUCAAAUCUAAAAGAAAAACAUGGCUGCUUAUGACUUUAAUUUCCUGCUGGCGACUGACUCCUACAAGAUCACACAUUACAAGCAGUACCCUCCAGACAUCAGUAAAGUGUAUUCUUACUUUGAGUGCCGCAGAAGAAAAGGAGACCGGUUCAAAGAGGUUGUGUUUUUCGGCCUGCAGUAUCUUCUGAAGAAGUAUCUUUCAGGCCAGGUUGUAACAGAAGAAAAGAUUCAGCAGGCGAAACUGAUUUAUCAGUUGCAUUUUAAACAAUCCAUUUUUGACGAAGAAGGCUGGAGACGAAUUCUAGAGAAACACGAUGGUCGCCUUCCAAUCCGUAUCAAAGCCAUUCCUGAAGGAAGGAUCAUUCCCCGUGGGAACGUCCUCUUCACAGUGGAGAACACAGACCCUGAAUUCUACUGGCUCACCAACUAUAUUGAGACUAUGUUAGUCCAGAUGUGGUAUCCCAUCACUGUGGCAACCAUUUCUUGGGAGUUUAAAAAGAUCUUGGCAAAGUAUUUGAAGGUGACUUCAGGAAGCCUGGACGGGCUGGAGUAUAAACUACAUGAUUUUGGCUACAGGGGUGUUUCUUCUCAAGAGUCCGCUGCCCUGGGUGGUGCAGCCCAUCUUCUCAAUUUCUGCAGCACGGACACAGUGGCAGGUCUCCUUAUGGCUCAGCAGUACUACAGCUGCCCCAUGGCGGGUUUCUCAAUCCCAGCAGCAGAACACAGCACCAUCAUCUCAUGGGGCAGAAACCGGGAGGAGGAAGCCUUUGAAUAUUUGCUGGAACAAUUCCCUUCCGGUCCCAUCUCCAUUGUCAGUGACAGUUAUGACAUUUUCAAGGCCUGCAAACACAUCUGGGGGGACAAGCUGAAGGAGCGUGUCAUGGAGCGGAACGAAGGCUCAACGGUGGUUAUUAGACCGGAUUCGGGGGAUCCACAAGAGACUGUUAUUGAGGUGUUAAGGAUUUUGGAAGAGUCCUUUGGAAGUUCACUGAAUUCAGUUGGCUACAAACUGCUUCCCUCUUGCAUCCGAAUCAUACAAGGAGAUGGAAUAGAUAUUCACUCCAUUGAAAAGAUUCUGAAAAAACUGAAAGAUGAGGGCUGGAGUGCAGAAAAUCUCAUCUUUGGCUGUGGCAGCGCUCUGUUACAGAAGAUCAACAGGGACACCCUGAACUGCGCCUUUAAAUGCAGCUAUGUUGAAACCAAAGGAAAAGGGAUGGAUGUGUAUAAGCAGCCAGCCACUGACCCAUCCAAAGGUUCAAAGAGAGGUCAACUAUCUUUAAGGAGAAACUCAAAUUGGUUUAUAGAAACCAUAGAGCGAGGGAAUGGAAAGCCUGAGGAGGACAUGUUGGUCACGGUUUUUGAAAACGGGACCAUUGUUCAAGAAUACUCGCUGGAAGAAAUCCGAAAGAAUGCCAGGUUAUGGGAGGAGGACUUGGCAAAGCUGCAGCAUAAUGAAGAUGCUUUGAAUAGGGAAUGUAUAAUGAACGGGAUGCACUGAACAUGUGCAGAUGCACAUUUUAACAUUAUAUCUGACAUAUUUCUGGUAGGGACCAAUGAAAUACACUAUUCUGUUUCAAUGGGGGCGAAAUCUAUAUGCAUACUUGAUUACUUUGUAGGACAGCUGUUCUGACGUUGAGGAUAAUUCAUUUAUCUGUUCUAAACCCAAUCCCAUGUAUUCAUCAGAACAUGUUGUUUACACUAUCACAGUCUAGAUUUGUAUUUCAAAGUAUAGUUUUUACUGAAGUGUGCUUAACUGGUGUACCUCAGGCUUUGAUCUGAUAAUUUAUAAUGUGUGUGAGAGAGACCGACUGACAUACUCCAGAAAUAUGGGCAAUUGACAUGAUAACAUUAGGAUUCCUCUUUCUGGGGUUUUGUUGAGUUUCAUUGUAUUCUACAUGCAUUUCUAUUAAUAAGGUCUAGAUGGAAUAACUUUUUUGUAUUCAGCGCUGCAGGUUGGAUAACAACACACUUGCCCCUUCAGUUAUUCGGCCAGCCUCGUUUGUGGAAUAACUACAUUCCACACAGUAGGUGACUAUUCAUAUAAAUAGCCCAUAACAAUCCUAUUAAGCAUUUAUCACUUUCAGUUGUCCAGUUUUAACAAACAGCUAAAACUAUUAAAAACACCAAACAGGCCUUGUUCCAUCUAAGAAGUUGUUUUGUCAGUAUUAAAUCAGAAUUAUAGCAUUGCUGUACUUUUUAAUGAAGCUGUAGAUUUUUAUUUCAGGCAUAAAUGAGUUUUUUAGUAUAAAGUACUAACUAAAUAUUUGAAGGCAAAUGCUGUAAUCAAAUCAAAUAACUGAGCAAGCAGUCAUAAAACCACACACACUGGCCAUGUUGCCUUUUAAUUGCUCCUCCUGGAAUUUGGAAAGUGUGUAUUUUAAGGUACAGUAUAGGAUUUCGACUUUAUAAAUCUAUAGUAAAGAAUUCUGCUCACUGAUUAAAUGUAAUAUUUUGUACAGGAAAGCCAUAUUUCUGUUUUGGUUGAGACACGUUGUGCAGCAGCUUCUGUAUUUUUAAAUUAGAUCAAUAAUGAAAUGUAUCUUUUUUAUAUGCUGCUGUUCUAUAUUUUAGUUGUGAAAUUAAUAGGUCUUGCUCUUUCUUAAAUAUGUAGGUUUGUGGGGGGUUGAUUGUAUGUUUUUCAAUAUAUCUGUGAAUUAUACACUGCUCAGGAUCUUUCAGCCAAUCAGAGCACACGCUUCACCUUCUAUAUUCUACAACACAUCAUAGAGAAACCGUAUGCAUGUCACCUGCUUAAAAAGAAAAUCCCAUCUUUGAGGGAUCCUAAUAUGUAUUUGAUUCUUGGUAUGUUAACGUGCGUCUCUUCAAAUUGCUCUUUUAUACAAAUCCACUAAAAUAUUUCGCACUUGAAAAAUAAUCCACUGGAUUCAGGUUUUUCUUUAACUGAAGACAGAUUUCCCCAAGCCCUCUACUGUGACAGAAGGGUAGCCUUUUGCAUGCUUGAGUGUCCUAUACCUGAAUCCGGUCCUGUUUCUUACAUUUUAAAUAAGGGCUCCAAGUGAAGAGGACAGAACUCAGAUGUUACUUGAAAGUGGACUGUCUUUGUAGCUUAGUUUUGAAGUUAUUUUUUCUGAGCACAAUAUACAGCAUCUUCAUUGUGUUAAGCAGGGCUGGCAGUUGGCUUUUGAAAAUCCCCUGCUGGUAGUCUGAAGAACUGAAGGUGGUGAAUUAUUUGAAGAACUUUUGAUGUGCAGAGAAGUAAAGCAGUGAAGAAGAAGCAUGUGGAGUUUGAGUGCACAUUAAACAGUCCAUACAUUACAUAUUUGUUUAAUAGUCGUUAGAUAGCCGUUGAUUAUGGUGACCACUGUAACCUAGGGUCUGUUCAGGCUCUUGAUGUAUCUGUUAGCUUCUGUCUUUCUGUAUUCUGGUGUAUUUACUUGCGUGUUAAUGCCUUUGGAGUUUAUGAAAUGGAUAUGGCUUUUUGACUCUGAGUGAUUUACAUUUGAGCAGUAAUGUGUAUAAGAAUAUAACAUUGUUUGUUUGUUUUUGUCUUAUUUAUUGUGUGAUCAAUCAAAAAAAAAAAAAAAACGUUUUACAUUUAUUAUCAGGGAUUUUACUAAAUACCAGGAAUUUUGAGAUACCUGGACUGAAAAACUAUUUGUUAAAUAGCUGUAAUAGUGUCUUAUAUUUACAUUCUAAUGUAAAUAUGCUUUUUAUUCAUUUCUUGGCCAUUUUGGUCAAAGAAGGAAGUACAGGGCUAGUAUAAAAGUCGCCUGGCUUUGGGCAAUCAUGUAGAUUAUAUAGCCAUAGGGGUGGAUUUUAACCCUGGCACAGAACAAGACGUGGUGAAAGCAGUAAUGCAAUAAUUAUGCUGUUGAUGCCUACAGGUAUACUGUAUGUGCAGAUCAUGUGGUUAAUUAAAGACAGAAUAAGCAGCUAUAAAACUGUGUGUUUUGAGGGUUUGUAUCUUUUGAUUCAGCCUUGUUAAACCAGGAGUCUGUAUUUACUGGUUAUUGAAAAUAGUUCAUUAACUAAGCGAUAUGUUUAGUUGUUUUUUUGCAUCAUUGCGUUUGCAGUGGCUUGUUUUGUGCCAGCUCCAAGAUGCAGCUGUAUGCCACAGCAAGUGUGGAUAUACCCCAAGUGACAACGAUGUACCACCUGCUAGUAAAUAGUUAGCUGAUGGGCUAUAAUGGAUUAUUUCAGUAUUUACAGUAUAACUAUAUACAGCUAACAAAUAUGAUGCAAAUAUAUAGCUGAUUCUUCCAGACUUUUCAGUGACUUGUGUCAAGUUCUUUAGCAUUCAGGUAAGCUGGGUCUUUGCUCUUGCUGUUAUCGUGUUCACCUGAGGACGAUAGUGGGGAAAUCAAGUGCUGGUCAUUGAAAAGUGUCUGUAGAACGGCUUCAAGCACAGUGUUUCAGGGUUUUUUUUUUUUCUUUUUUAAUCGAAUAGCCAUAAUAUUGCUGAAUAGAGUGCUUGUUUCAGUUUUAGAGAGCACUGCCAUCCUUAUACUGUAACAGACUUCUUUUUAAAUGUCAUUUUAAUAUAGUUCUAAAGUAUAGUGUUUGUUUUUUUUUCUUUUCUCAGUUGAAGUAUUUUCAGCCUAUUUACAACUUUGCAGUGAACUACUAGUAUGUUCAAACACCUAUUAACACAUUGUAUUUUACUAUUGUAUAUUGAUGAUUAUUGAAAACAAAAUUGAAAUUGGCUACAAUACUAUUUUAUAUCUGUAAAGAACUAAUGUUUUUAAAUGCAAUGUAUCUAUGAUGUAGCAUGCUGUUUCUAAAGACAAUAUCAUUUUAUUUUUUGAUUUUACAGAAUAAAUAUUUAUUUUGUAUUGGGAUUGUGAAAAAGGGUGAAAUAAAGCUUAUGCAAUUUUCAAAAGUUCUCUAGUGCUUUUAACCCAUUUACAUGUUCAUCUCAUAAAAAAAUAAAUAAAUUAUGAUAC
Molecule: messenger RNA, 5536 nt
Organism: Polyodon spathula (Mississippi paddlefish)
Lineage: Eukaryota; Metazoa; Chordata; Actinopteri; Acipenseriformes; Polyodontidae
Product: nicotinamide phosphoribosyltransferase-like
Exons: 11
Coding region: 652-2130 (492 amino acids)
Biological process (GO): NAD+ biosynthetic process
Molecular function (GO): nicotinamide phosphoribosyltransferase activity
Source: RefSeq, a predicted model, not a curated record